Molecule: messenger RNA, 570 nt
Organism: Fusarium graminearum PH-1
Lineage: Eukaryota; Fungi; Ascomycota; Sordariomycetes; Hypocreales; Nectriaceae
Exons: 2
Coding region: 1-570 (189 amino acids)
Source: RefSeq, a predicted model, not a curated record
AUGGCAAACUUGUAUUCAUUCCUAGAGCAGACACAGCGUCGUCCUCGUCAAAGCCUGACACCAUCAUCAGACCCUCAGACACAGGGAGCACAAGUACGCCAGUCAAUGUCAGAACCAACGUUCAGUCCAACAGGUCUUCUGGGAGAUGGAUAUGACCUACUCAGACAAGAAAUGGAAGAAAGGUCACGAGCUGCCACACAGAGACCAAGAGAGAGCCCAUUCAAUGGUGGCUUGCUCGGGGCUCUUGAUGAGUAUGAGAACCAGCAGAUGGAUACAACUCGUGGUCAAAGAACUUCGUCAGAUACUUGGGGAGUCGGUGCAGGAUUGUCAAGAACGCCUUCGAGGAGGUCUUAUCACGGGUUUCACUCCGCCGCCUCUGCUGGAUAUGUCAUCCACGGUACCACAAAGACAACCCUCAUGGCGUGGGACGAGUGGUCGUGGCGUGCGAGCCUCUACUGGCCAGCCUUUAUUGACCCUGGAGGAGAACUCGAGAAAUUCAUGGGAUACUUCUACGUCGCUGAGCAGAAGCCGUUCGAUGGCCGUUCGUUCUUCGGGUAUGGAGAGAUCUGA